This is a messenger RNA of Brenthis ino (lesser marbled fritillary), 1110 nucleotides long. The record is from the annotation of a GenBank genome assembly. NCBI's taxonomy places the organism in Eukaryota, Metazoa, Arthropoda, Insecta, Lepidoptera, Nymphalidae.
AUGAUAGCAAUAGAUACAGUCGUGGAAAAUAGCAAAGCAUUGAAAGUUAAAUUUACGAAUGGUGAAUCGAUAGGUUUUGAGAAUGUUUGGCUGAGAGAUCAUUGCAGAUGUUCAACAUGUUACCAUGCAAGUACGUUUCAGCGAGCACAUCAUUUGAUAGACAUUCCGGAUGUAGACAUCAGCAGCGUCGAAAACGACAAGAGUCAAAUCACAAUCACAUGGAACGACAAACAUAAAUCAAUUUACAAAGUAGAUUUUUUGUUACAAUUUAAUUACGAGAAAUGGAAGGAGAGUCGCAGACUGAGACCAUUAUUAUGGUGCGGCAAAGAAGUUAAUAAUAAAGUUACAAAAAUUCAAGUGGACACUUUUCUCAAUACCCAGGAAGGGGCGAAGGCUGUUUUUCAAUCUCUUCUAGAUUAUGGAGUUGCCCUUAUUAAAAAUGUGGACGCAUCAGUAAAAGCAACAGAGACAGUUUGUAAAGCUCUUGGUGGAGUACAACAUACUAUGUUUGGCGGCAUGUGGGAAUUUACUACUGUGCAAGAUCACGCAGAUACCGCAUACACUAAUUUACCUUUGGCUGUCCAUAACGAUAACACAUAUUUCAAUGAGGCAGCAGGAUUACAAAUACUACAUUGCCUUGAACAUAGUAAUGGCGCGGGUGGCGAUACGUUACUGGUGGAUGGGUUUUAUGGAGCGACAAAAUUAAGGGAAGAGCACCCGGAGGAGUUUGAAUUUUUAACUAACUUUGACGUAGAAGCGGAGUAUUUAGAAAAUGAAUAUCAUUUCAGAUAUUCAGCUCCUGUCAUACGAUUGAAUAAAAUGAAUGACAUCACACAGAUUAGAUAUAACGUCUACGAUCGCUCAACGAUGGCAUUUUCCAGUGCCGAAGAAUGUAGACUCUACUAUCGUUCCUUACGGAAUUUGUCAAGAUACUAUGAAAACCCUGAAUUUCAGUGGAAAUUUAAACUUAAACCAGGUAUAGUCAUGGUGAUGGACAACUUCAGAGUACUUCACGGCAGAACUGGCUUCAGCGGGAAACGUGUUCUGUGCGGAAGUUACGUGUCACGCUCUGAUUGGUUGAAUAAGGCACGUGUUCUUCAUCUUAUACAA